AUGGGCAGAAAAAGUGCUUUCUUGAUACCAUAUGCAAUUAUGCUAGCAUUGGCUAGCUUACCUUUGUUCUUCCUGGAAUGUUCCCUGGGACAAUUUGCUAGCUUAGGUCCAGUUUCAGUUUGGAGGAUUCUGCCAUUGUUUCAAGGUGUUGGAAUCACAAUGGUCCUGAUAUCCAUUUUUGUGACAAUCUAUUACAAUGUCAUAAUCGCCUACAGCCUUUACUACUUGUUUGCUUCUUUUCAAAGUGUACUACCAUGGGCCAAUUGUUCUUCUUGGGCAGACGAUAACUGUAGCAGAUCACCAAUAGUUACCGGCUGUAAUGUGAGUACAGUAACAGGAGAGAUGUUUAUGAAUAUAAGCUGGGUAACUCACAACAACCUGACCUGCUUGAAUGGUAGUGAAGUUUUUCAGCCAGGACAACUUCCCAGUGAACAGUAUUGGGACAAAGUGGCUCUACAGCGGUCAAGUGGAAUGGAAGAAACUGGAGUAAUUGUGUGGUAUUUAGCACUUUGUCUUCUUCUAGCUUGGCUCAUAGUUGGAGCAGCAUUGUUUAAAGGAAUAAAGUCCUCUGGUAAGGUGGUAUAUUUUACAGCUCUUUUCCCGUAUGUGGUUCUCCUAAUUCUGUUAAUACGAGGUGCAACUUUGGAGGGUGCAUCAAAAGGCAUUUCAUAUUACAUUGGAGCACAGUCAAACUUUACAAAACUCAGAGAAGCUGAGGUUUGGAAAGAUGCUGCUACACAGAUAUUUUAUUCCCUUUCUGUCGCUUGGGGUGGCCUAGUCGCUUUAUCAUCUUACAACAAGUUUAACAACAACUGUUACUCUGAUGCCAUUGUAGUUUGCUUGACAAACUGCCUGACUAGUGUGUUUGCUGGGUUUGCGAUUUUUUCUAUAUUGGGACAUAUGGCUCAUAUAUCUGGAAAGGAAGUCUCUCAAGUUGUAAAAUCAGGUUUUGAUUUGGCAUUCAUUGCCUAUCCAGAAGCUCUAGCCCAACUCCCAGCUGGUCCAUUUUGGUCCAUAUUAUUUUUUUUCAUGCUUUUAACACUGGGUCUGGAUUCUCAAUUUGCUUCUAUUGAAACAAUUACAACAACAAUUCAAGAUUUGUUUCCCAAAGCAAUGAAACGCAUGAGAGUUCCUAUAACAUUGGGUUGCUGCUUCGUUCUGUUUCUCCUUGGUCUCGUCUGUGUGACUCAGGCUGGAAUUUACUGGGUUCAUUUGAUUGAUCACUUCUGUGCUGGAUGGGGCAUUUUGAUUGCAGCUAUCUUGGAAAUUUUAGGAAUCAUCUGGAUUUAUGGAGGGAAUAGAUUCAUUGAAGACAUAGAAAUGAUGAUUGGAGCAAAGAGAUGGAUAUUUUGGCUCUGGUGGAGAGCUUGCUGGUUUGUCAUCACGCCUAUCCUAUUGUCUGCCAUUCUAGUUUGGUCACUGGUGAAAUUUCAUAGACUUGAUUAUGGUGAUAUUCCAUAUCCUGACUGGGGAGUUGCCCUAGGCUGGUGUAUGAUUAUUUUCUGCAUUAUUUGGAUACCAAUUAUGGCAAUCAUAAAAAUAAUCAAGGCUGAAGGAAACAUUAUUCAACGUAUCAUAAGCUGCUGUAGACCAGCUUCUAACUGGGUCCCAUAUCUGGAAAAACAUCGUGGGGAGAGAUAUAAAGACAUGGCUGAACCUUCAAAGGAGACUGACCACGAAAUCCCCACUAUUAGUGACAGUAGAAAGCCAGAAUAAGAUGUGCCUUUUGAAAAAUAUCUGAUUGUUAUAUAAUGUGAUUUUCUAGGGAAAUGUUUUAAUUUAUUUGUGCAUCAAUCAAGCAGAGAAAUGUACAUGCCAUGCUCAGUACAGAGUUGUAAGUACUUUUAUCACCUAAUCAAGAAUGAAAUAUAAAAUGUGAAUCUAUGAAUGUUGACUGAUGUGCUUGUUUCACUUUAGGAUUAGUUAUUUGUUAAUACAUAUAUCCAGGUCUAUUUUAUAAUGACAUUUUGUAAACCCAGUUGUUUUACAAUGACAUUUUGUAAAUAUUAUUGUAAUAUUUCUUUCUCUUUUUUUAGUAUACUGAAGGUUUUCUGUGAGAUGAUUACUUAGGAAGUAGUCACACUU
This is a messenger RNA of Microtus oregoni (creeping vole), 2085 nucleotides long. Its product is annotated as sodium- and chloride-dependent neutral and basic amino acid transporter B(0+)-like. Gene Ontology annotation, molecular function: L-proline transmembrane transporter activity. Gene Ontology annotation, cellular component: membrane. Gene Ontology annotation, biological process: sodium ion transmembrane transport. The record is from RefSeq and is a predicted model, not a curated record. Bases 1 to 1716 code for a protein of 571 amino acids. The transcript is spliced from 13 exons. Lineage: Eukaryota; Metazoa; Chordata; Mammalia; Rodentia; Cricetidae.